Messenger RNA from Aspergillus caelatus, 1106 nucleotides. Its product is annotated as S-adenosyl-L-methionine-dependent methyltransferase. Bases 234 to 1106 code for a protein of 290 amino acids. Gene Ontology annotation, molecular function: methyltransferase activity. The transcript is spliced from 4 exons. The record is from RefSeq and is a predicted model, not a curated record. NCBI's taxonomy places the organism in Eukaryota, Fungi, Ascomycota, Eurotiomycetes, Eurotiales, Aspergillaceae.
CGGCUAUCCACUCACCAAGGAACAUGACAAAUGCUAUCACAUUUGCUCACAUUUAAUCAAAUCUUAAUUAAGAAAUCUCGUGAAUAUAAAUACAGUCGAAUGUCUCCCGUCUACCGUUCGAAGAGCUAGCUCAUCACACUACUAAUGUCUCAACCAUAGUAAAUCCAAUAACCACCAAUCAACAUUUCCACCUUGCCAUAUAUAGUUGUAUCGUGUUACAAAUCUCCUACAAUAUGUGCGACAAUACCUACAACCUUGUUCAGUCACGCUACGGACACAUCGCCAAGCAAAGUAGCGACGCCCAGCAGCACGACAAGGAAGAGGAAAUUGCUAGGGCGUUUGGCUACAGUACGGAAGAUCUGAGUUCGCUGCCAGGGAAGACCAAUCUUGGCUUGAGCUGUGGAAAUCCGGUGGGAUUUGCCAAUGUGAAAGAGGGUGAAACAGUUCUAGAUCUUGGCAGCGGCAGCGGUAUUGACGUACUCCUGGCGGCUCGUAAAGUCGGGCCCCAUGGACAGGCCAUCGGCGUUGAUAUGACAAAAAGCAUGGUUGAACUUGCCGAGAAAAACAUCCAAGAGGCAGGAAUCUCCAAUGCAAAAGUCAUACAAGCAAAUAUCAACUCCAUACCACUACCAGACUUCAGCGUCGACUGCAUCAUCAGUAACUGCGUCAUCAAUCUUGUCCCAGCUACCGACAAAGCGGCCGUGUUUAAAGAGAUUGCCCGCCUUCUGAAGCCUGGCGGAAGGGUCGCGAUCAGUGAUAUUCUAGCUAGAAGGCCGCUUCCGGAUCAUAUUACUAACAAUAUGGCGCUGUACGUUGGGUGUGUCGCUGGUGCUAGUCAGGUUGGGCAGUAUGAGGCGUAUCUGAAACAGGUUGGAUUCGAAGGCAUGUACACCCGCUAUAAAGAGAGACUUGGUACUAACCUGCUCCUAGACGCGUUUAUUGUUGAUACGAAGUCGGACCUUAACCUCUACAAAGGGUCUUCGUAUUUGCCUCAAGGCUCGUGUUGUGGCGGUAGCUCUGGGGAUGAUAAGGCUGCGAGUGAUGUUGCGGGGUUGGAUUUUAAUGAGUGGGUCGGUUCUUUUCAGAUCUAUGCUACUAAGGCUUAG